CCCCCCCCGCCAGCUGCGGGGCCUCCCUAGUGUGAGCGCGGAGCAGCCCCGCGGCUGAGCGAGGCCGGCCAGAUGGACUACAAGACUCUGUGCUUCAGCCUGUUCGACUACAAGACGGAAAAGUAUGUGAUCGUUAAGAACAAGAAGGUUGGACUGCUCUACCGGUUGAUACAGCUAGCCAUCUUGGUGUACCUGCUGGGGUGGGUGUUCCUAGUGAAGAAAGGCUACCAGGAAGUGAACACAUCAAUCCAGAGCUCCGUCAUCACCAAGGUCAAAGGCGUGGCCUUCACCAAUACUUCAGAGCUAAAGGAGCGUCUCUGGGAUGUGGCCGACUACGUCAUUCCCUCCCAGGGAGAAAAUGUUUUCUUUGUUGUCACCAACCUGAUUGUGACCCCAAAUCAGCGGCAGUCCCAUUGUGCUGAGAGCUCCCGCGUCCCUGGCGCCGUGUGCUCCCAGGACAGUGACUGCCCCAAAGGAGAAGCUGUCAUUACUGGGAACGGAGUAAAGACUGGCACCUGUCUGAUGGGGGCUGGCAAUAGCAGUGGCACCUGUGAGAUCUUUGCCUGGUGCCCGGUGGAGAAGGUGUCUAAGCCCACGAAGCCACUUUUGGGAAAGGCUGAAGACUUUACCGUCUACAUAAAGAAUACCAUCUGCUUCCCCAGGUUCAACUUUUCCAAGUCCAAUGUGUUGCAGACCAAAGACAGAAGCUUUCUGAAAUUCUGCCGCUUUAGUCCUGACAACCAUUACUGCCCUAUCUUCCGGCUGGGCACUCUGGUCAGCUAUACUGGGAAUGACUUCCAGGAAAUGGCCUUGGAGGGCGGGGUGAUAGGGAUUCACAUUGAAUGGGACUGCGAUCUGGACAGAGGUCCCUCAGCCUGCGAGCCUCAGUAUUCCUUCAGGCGUCUGGACAACAGGUUUGCAGAGAAGUCUGUCUCCUCAGGAUACAACUUCAGAUUUGCUAAGUAUUACCAAGAUGCCAAUGGGGUGGAGUUCCGCACACUGAUGAAGGUCUAUGGGAUCCGCUUUGAUGUAUUGGUGAAUGGCAAGGCCGGGAAGUUCAACAUCAUCCCUAUGGUCAUCAACGUGGGCACGAGCAUGGCUCUCAUGGGUGCCGGGGCCUUCUUCUGUGACUUAGUGCUCAUCUACCUGAUCAAAAAAAGCCACUUCUAUCGAGAAAAGAAAUUUGAACAAGUGAGGUUAAGCUCACAAAAACUCCUGUCUAAGUACCUGGCAAAUGGGAAACAGGAUACAGGCCUCUCAGCUGGAGAGGAGCCCCUGGGGCAAGUCCAGACGGUGGAGAAGUAGCUGGAGCCUCCCUCCUGAGAGUGGCUUGGGCAGCGCCCCUGCCACAAAGGAGCACGGGAAGGGAGCUGGCGCCUGGGGCACACACGGAGGGGGUCUACUGCUCCAAACCGGUCCCGCUCUCCAGAACCUUUUCGCGGACCUGACGGUUGCAGCUUUCUGUCAGCAGCCAGUGUCUGCCUUCUGGAGGGGUCAGCCACCCUGGACAAACAACAGUUGUUUUAGAAAUCAUUGGAGAAGGUGGGGAAGAGGCCAGCUCACCGAGGGGGCCACCCCAUCUCCUUCUUCUUGGCUGUUGCCAAGCAGGGCUAAGGGAACCCACAACAUGCUGGGAGCAGUGCCUGGGCCCCCGGGGGCUGCAGGAGCACCCUCCAUACCUCCCCUGCCCACUCUGAAGAGGGAACGGAGUCAGGGUGACCCAGGGGGCUCUCAGCUGGGGCAGAGCCAGCCCGGGGGUAGACAUGUCCUGCUGACGCGUGGUUCUGUGUAGCUUGGGCCCCUGUCUGUCAGAACCAGGAGGAGCCACCGUUCUGCCGCGCUGUUUGGGGGUGUCCCUGACAGCUGAGUGAGUUCCCAUCUUUUUGGGGGUGCCUAAGUUUGGUGGGUAGAGGCAACUUCUACAAUUUAGAACCUUCUUUCUGCUCAUGCCCUAGACCAGAAACUUAGAAUUCAGUUCUGAUGAGGAUUGAGGAUUGAGUAAGUGCUCAGCAAACGUUAUUACCCAGGCUCCUGGGGCCAGCGAGGGAAGUCCCAUCCUCUCACCAGGCCUCUGGAGCGAGCCCCCCGCCAGGCCCAAGCAGCACACGAGGCUGGGCAGGCAGGGGGGGGCCCCACUCUUCAGUCAGCCAGUCUCACCCUAAGGCAGCCCUUGUCUCAAGGAGCACAAGGGGACCCUCCUCCAAGUCCUUAGAGGCGAGAGGUGCCUGGGGGUGAGGGCAGAGCAUUUCUAAACAGGGGUCUGUCUGCUCAAAAGCAUCUUGGAGGAGCAUCUCUGGAGCCUGCAGAGCAGACACACACAGCCCCACUUCUUCUGACAUCUGGGGCUCGUGCCAGCUGUUCAUGGCAAUGCUAACUUUUGUACAAUCAGUGCGUAAUAAAAUGCCUUGUAACCCAUGAGAAAUGGGAGCAAA
Phascolarctos cinereus (koala) is the source of this 2432-nucleotide messenger RNA. It is a transcript of the gene P2RX5, whose product is annotated as purinergic receptor P2X 5. The record is from RefSeq and is a predicted model, not a curated record. Lineage: Eukaryota; Metazoa; Chordata; Mammalia; Diprotodontia; Phascolarctidae. Gene Ontology annotation, biological process: response to ATP; calcium ion transmembrane transport. Gene Ontology annotation, molecular function: extracellularly ATP-gated monoatomic cation channel activity; purinergic nucleotide receptor activity. Gene Ontology annotation, cellular component: plasma membrane.